UCCCCUCCUUCUUCAAUCCCAAUCUCUGACCGCCCUCGCCGUCGCCAUCCCCUCUCCGCCCCCUCCACGCGCGCGCGCCGCGGCACCGCCCCCCGCCCCCGCCGCACGCGCGCGCGGCCGCGCCCGACCCCCGCCCGCAGCCGGAUUCCGCCGCCGCCGGACGCCGCCGGACGCGCGCGGCGCCGCAACAGGUCUGCCUUCCGGGUUGGCGCCAUCAUUAUGUUCUUGCCGAGCAAUGUGUAGCAGUUGCCGCUCGCAAGACUCGAUCCCCCGUUCCCGCGCUGGUGUGCUAGGUGAUGGCAAAACUCCCGAUAGUUGGUCGCAGUGUGCAGCAUAGUAGUAGGAAACCCAACGAGAGCAUGAGGCUUGUCGUCGUGACCAUCAUCGGGGUGGUCUUUGGUUUCUUCAUCGGGAUCUCCUUCCCAACAGUCAGCAUAACAAAGCUUCACUUCCCUUCUAGCAUUGUUUCCUACAUAGAGGACAAGAACUCUGGACUCACAGCUCAGGCUAUACUUAACCAUGCCUGGAUUUCUGCUAGAAACGCAAGGGGCAAUGCUUCUGAAUCUAGUUCAAACACUACCAUGAAGAUAUAUGUACCAACAAACCCCAGGGGCGCAGAGAUGCUAGCACCUGGCAUCAUUGCAUCAGAGUCUGAUUUCAAUGCUCACAGACUAUGGGGAGACCCGGCUGAGGACCUACCCUUCAAGCCAAAGUACCUUGUUACUUUCACUGUUGGAAUUGCACAGAAGGAUAACAUAAAUAGAGCAGUCCAGAAGUUUUCUGAUGACUUUGCUAUCCUGUUAUUUCACUAUGAUGGCCAUGUGACUGAAUGGGAGGAAUUUGAGUGGUCAAAACGAGCGAUUCAUAUUAGUGUUCUGAAACAAGCGAAAUGGUGGUAUGCUAAAAGAUUCUUGCAUCCUGAUAUCGUGGCACCUUAUGAGUACAUAUUUAUCUGGGAUGAAGACCUUGGAGUUGAUCAUUUCAAUGGAGAGGAGUAUAUCAAACUUGUCAAGAAAUAUCAGCUGGAAAUCUCACAACCUGGUUUGGAGCCAGAUAAGGGAUUGACAUGGCAGAUGACCAAAAGAAGAGGGGAUCGCGAGGUUCACAAGGAUACUGAGGAGAGGCCAGGCUGGUGCACGGAUCCUCAUCUUCCACCAUGUGCUGCUUUUGUUGAAAUUAUGGCUCCGGUUUUCUCCAGAGAUGCAUGGAGAUGUGUAUGGCAUAUGAUUCAGAAUGACUUGGUUCAUGGAUGGGGUCUGGAUUUUGCUCUGAGGAAAUGUGUGGAGCCUGCUCACGAGAAAAUCGGUGUCGUCGACUCCCAGUGGAUCGUACACCAAGUGGUUCCUUCUCUUGGGAACCAGGGACAGGCGGAGAACGGGAAGGCGCCGUGGGAAGGGGUGCGGGAGCGCUGCCGAAAAGAGUGGGGGAUCUUCCAGACGAGGAUCGCGGAGGCCGACAAGGCGUAUUACGAGAUGAUGGGCGUCACCCCUCCCAACGUAACAUUUGUCCACUAGGCUGUCGUCGUAUACCUCGCCGCUGUUAAUCCUCCCUCCCCCUUUUUUUGUCAUCUCUAGAGCCCUUAUUGUAGUGAGCUUAGGUGAAUGGUGAUGAUAUUGAUGAUACGUGUAGAGCAUACACAGAUAUCAUACCAUAUCAGGUUAAUUUUGUUACCUCCCUU
Messenger RNA from Aegilops tauschii subsp. strangulata, 1678 nucleotides. RefSeq lists its product as uncharacterized. The record is from RefSeq and is a predicted model, not a curated record. Lineage: Eukaryota; Viridiplantae; Streptophyta; Magnoliopsida; Poales; Poaceae.